AUGCAGGCCCCUCUCGCGGAGCCGGCAGCGCCCGCCGCUCGCAGUCGCAAGAAGCCGCGCUCCGGCGGCGGCGGCGGCGGCGGAGACAAAGCCAGCGUCCUCAGCACUGCCGCUGCCCUGGAGGCAAGCACGACCGUGGGAGCGGCAAGCGGGGCCUCGACGAAGAGAAACACAAGCGCUAAGGGGAAAGGGAAGGCGGAGAGUUCGCCGUCUAUGGCGGCGGGAGUCGAUGGCCGUGGUGCGGGUGCCGCCGCCGCCGCCGCCACCGCCGCCACCGCCGCCGCCGGCCCUCGUGGAGGCGAGUCGGAGAGCGAUAGCCGGGAGGACAGCGGUAGCGCUUCAUCGUCGGCGCCGCCCGCGCCGGAGAAGCAGCAGCAGCAGCAGCAGCAGCAGCAGAAGAAGAAAAAACGACGCUCCACGAACGGCAAGCGUCGCAAGGCUGGCGGCGAGGAGGACGCUGCUGCGAGUGGAGGGGGGGGUGACGGCUCUGCAGGGGGUGGUACGGCGGAAAUCCCGGAGGGUCAUGUUUCCAUUUCGGCCAAGAAGAGGCGGGACGGGGGCGGCAAGAGUACGGGCCGAGCGUCGACGGCCGUGCAAGAGCCUGACAAGGUCCCCUCCGCUCCGAAACCGUCGACAAAGGGGAAAGGAGAGGACCUCCUUACGACGAAGCUCAGCCCAAUCGCGCCUCCCCCGAAGCGGCCCCGCAAGCUGCUCGGCGGGGGUACCAGCCGCUGCAAGACCCCCCAGCCAAAGAAGAAGUCCAAAGCUUCGAGGACUGACGAGAUGGAGGAGGAGGAGGAGGAGGACGAGGAGAAGGAGGAGGGUAAUGAUUCCACGAUGUGCCCCGCGCCUCCUCCGCCGCCAGCGAGAGGUGUUGGACCAAAAUCAGGGGGUGGGGUCGGGCCGAAGUCUGGUUCGGCGAAUGUCGCGGCUGCCAGGGGGAUGGUGGCGGGCGGAGUUGCUACAGGGGUGCGGCCGUCGCCGGCAGUGGGCGGCAACAGCGGCGGCGGCAGCGGCAGCAGCGAUGCCGCCGCAGUAAAACCAGCGUUCAAACCUCUUAAGCUGUCAACGACCUCCAUCCUUGCCAUGAGGGGCAAGUCCACAUCGAAGACCGCGUUGUUCAAGGGCUUCCUGGACCCCAAGAAAGGCUUCAAGGUCCCCAAGCUCAAGGUUGGGGCGAAGCGAGGUUAG
Messenger RNA from Ectocarpus siliculosus, 1191 nucleotides. The record is from the annotation of a GenBank genome assembly. Lineage: Eukaryota; Phaeophyceae; Ectocarpales; Ectocarpaceae.